This is a messenger RNA of Triticum turgidum subsp. durum (durum wheat), 216 nucleotides long. The record is from the annotation of a GenBank genome assembly. Lineage: Eukaryota; Viridiplantae; Streptophyta; Magnoliopsida; Poales; Poaceae.
AUGUGGUUAUGUCGUAACAGGGCCACCUUCGAGGGCAAAAUUUUGAGAACUCCUUUUGAUGUAGUCUUCUCUGCUUGUGGUUACAUGAAUUACUGGGCAGGUCUUAUGGUGGGAGCCGAACGAGAAGCGAUGGAGCGCGGUGCCAAGAUGCUCAAGACUAAUGCAGCUGCCAUGAUGAGGAUUUGUGCAGCUCCAGCGGGAUCAGCAAUGGACUGA